CGAGGUAUCGUAUCAUUUUGAUCUUUUCAAAGGAAAGGCAGAGCGAGCGAGCGAGAGAGAGAGCGAGAGAGAGAGCGAGUGAAAGACAGGGGAGGAGGCCUGUUUCCUAGUCGAGUUGCCUGGGGUUGCGAUUGUGUGAUCGGAUAUCCAAUUUCUGUGUUGUGACGCUGGAACGCGUCGACCGUCGUGCACCGGGCGUGGAGACUAGUCAAUUGAUGUGGAGACAACGGGAGGAAUGAACACUUGAAUUUUUAGGGUAGGGUUACUUGGAAGGGGUUGGAAGGAGGUGGAAGAGGAGUAGGAGGUGGUGGUGGUGGUUUAGAGGCAGUUUUCGGAGUUGAGUGAAAAGUUGCUGAGUGAACCUUUGAACGGUUGUGGAGGAAGAAGCGGGCGGUAGACGACGAGAAGAUGAAUAACGAGAGGAAGGUGAUCGAGUUGGAGCAGGGAUGGAGCUUUAUGAAGAAAGGCAUCACCAAGCUAAAGAAUAUUCUGGAGGGUGUGCCCGAACAACAGUUCAGCUCCGAGGAAUACAUGUUGCUUUACACAACCAUAUACAACAUGUGUACGCAGAAGCCUCCUCAGGAUUACUCUCAGCAACUCUAUGACAGAUACAGGGAGUCCUUCGAAGACUACAUCAAAUCCAAGGUAUUGCCUGCCUUAAGAGAGAAACACGAAGAAUUCAUGCUGAAGGAGCUUGUGAAGCGAUGGGAUAAUCACAAAAUUAUGGUUCGAUGGCUGUCUCGGUUUUUUAAUUACUUAGAUCGAUACUUCAUCGCAAGGCGAUCACUUCCAGCCCUUAGUGAAGUCGGGCUCAUGUGUUUCCGCGAUCUCGUGUACGCGGAGAUAAAGAUUAAUGUUAAGGAUGCUGUAAUUGCACUGAUUGACCGUGAGCGCGAAGGCGAACAAAUCGAUCGGGCGCUCUUGAAGAAUGUGCUGGGUAUUUUUGUUGAGAUUGGAAUGGGUAAUAUGGAUGCGUAUGAGUCUGAUUUCGAGACUUUUAUGCUCCAAGAUACAGCUUCGUAUUAUUCCAGAAAGGCAGCGUCCUGGAUUGAAGAGGACUCAUGUCCUGAUUAUAUGCUCAAGGCUGAGGAAUGUUUGAAAAGGGAGAAGGAAAGGGUUGGGCAUUACUUACAUGCUAGCAGUGAGCAUAAAUUGCUGGAGAGGGUACAGCAUGAAUUAUUAACUCAAUAUGAGCCACAGUUACUUGAGAAGGAGCAUUCCGGCUGCCACACUCUGCUAAGAGACGACAAAGUUGAAGAUCUUUCAAGAAUGUAUCGGCUAUUCUUGAGAAUUCCGAAGGGUUUGGAACCUGUGGCAGCCAUUUUUAAACUGCAUGUCACAGAAGAGGGAACUGCCCUUGUGAAGCAAGCUGAAGAUGCUGCUGGUAACAAAAAGGCUGAAAAGAAAGAUACUGUUGGAGUUCAAGAACAGGCCUUUGUGCGGAAGGUCAUUGAGUUACAUGACAAGUAUCUGCAGUAUGUGAGCGAGUGCUUCGUCAACCACUCCCUUUUUCACAAAGCCCUGAAGGAAGCUUUUGAAGUCUUCUGCAACAAGGGUGUUGCAGGGAGUACAAGUGCAGAGUUACUGGCCACAUUUUGUGAUAAUUUAUUGAAAAAGGGUGGAAGUGAAAAGUUAAGUGACGAAGCAAUUGAAGACACACUUGAAAAGGUGGUGAAGCUUCUUGCAUACAUCAGCGAUAAAGAUCUGUUUGCAGAGUUUUACAGGAAAAAGCUGGCUCGAAGGUUGCUCUUUGACAAGAGUGCUAAUGACGACCAUGAGCGUAGCAUCUUAACAAAAUUGAAGCAGCAAUGUGGGGGGCAGUUCACUUCCAAAAUGGAGGGCAUGGUGACGGAUCUGACUCUUGCACGUGAAAAUCAAACCAAUUUUGAAGAAUAUUUGACGGAGAACAUACAGUCGAGCCCAGGCAUUGACUUGACAGUGACAGUUCUAACAACUGGCUUUUGGCCCAGUUACAAGUCUUCCGAUCUGGCUUUACCAGCAGAGAUGGUGAAAUGCGUUGAAGUAUUCAAGGAGUUCUAUCAGACGAAAACAAAGCAUAGGAAGCUGACUUGGAUAUACUCUUUAGGAACGUGCAACAUAACUGGGAAAUUUGAUGCUAAGCCAAUUGAGCUAAUUGUUACCACAUACCAGGCUGCAGUGCUUCUGCUCUUUAAUGCUGAGGAUAGGCUGAGCUACAACGACAUCAAGAAUCAAUUGAACCUUACAGACGAGGAUAUCGUUAGAUUGUUGCACUCAUUAUCAUGUGCCAAGUACAAGAUUCUAAACAAAGAUCCACACACCAAGACUGUUGGGCAAACUGAUACCUUUGAAUUUAAUACCAAGUUCACUGACAAGAUGAGACGGAUUAAGAUUCCAUUGCCGCCGAUGGAUGAAAAGAAGAAGGUGAUUGAGGAUGUGGAUAAGGACAGGCGAUACGCCAUUGACGCAUCUAUUGUCCGGAUCAUGAAGAGUCGGAAAGUAUUGCCUCAUCAGCAACUGGUCUUGGAAUGUGUUGAGCAACUUGGGCGGAUGUUCAAGCCUGAUUUUAAAGUGAUUAAGAAGCGAGUUGAGGAUCUUAUUGCCCGUGAAUAUUUAGAGCGAGAUAAGGACAACCCCAACAUGUUCAAGUAUGUGGCAUAGAAAACCGAAGUCGGAGACCUAUGAGUCUUUUGUUGGUUCUACUUCCCACAAGAUCAGUAGGAUUGUUAGGUUCCGACAGAGACUUGAGCCAAUCAGAGAGGCUUGUGAACCCGUACCUGGUUUGUUGCGUCAUACAGCAGGGCAAUCACAAGCAGUUGAAAUACGUGGCGUGGAAAACCUGUAUUGGAGAACUACGAGCCUUAAAUUGGUUUCAAUUCAUCCUAGAUUUGUGGAAUUGUUCACUUUUCGAGAGAUAUAAGCCAAUCGUAGAGGCUUGCGAGCUUGUACCAGGUUUGUUACGUCAUACAGUAGGAGUUUAUAAAUUUGCGUUGCCAUUGUCAUUUGAUAUAUGUAGACACUUGUACUUAUUACCUGCCACUUGCACGACAAGUGGUAGUUAGUGGAGACUAGUGGGAAGGACAUAAAUGAAAGCUAUGACACGUCGUGUGUGUCUGCAUUUCGCUUAAUAGCAAGCACAGUGCUGUUAAGUUGGCUUUGAAAUCACUUGCAAGAGUGGUUCACAUUGACAAUGUUCUUGAUGUGCUUCACAUACAGCAUUUUUCUC
Messenger RNA from Physcomitrium patens, 3205 nucleotides. Its product is annotated as cullin-1. The record is from RefSeq and is a predicted model, not a curated record. Gene Ontology annotation, biological process: ubiquitin-dependent protein catabolic process. NCBI's taxonomy places the organism in Eukaryota, Viridiplantae, Streptophyta, Bryopsida, Funariales, Funariaceae. Gene Ontology annotation, molecular function: ubiquitin protein ligase binding.